GUAACAGCAACUAACGUUACAGCACAGGUGUCUGUGUGUGUGUAGAUACAUAAUGUUCUGCAGCUCGUAGAAGCUCAGGUAUUCAGCUUGGCCGUUUGGCGAGCAACACGUGGUCACAGAGAACGUCCAAGUUGGCCAGAGCUGAUGUCACCUGGCAUCAGCCUUGAUAAGAGCCCAGGAACGAGCUGACCUCCCGUUAUUUCAACUCUCCACAUCUCUGAGCGAGGCUUCAUGGAUCAAAACUGGUCAAGAGGAAUUGUAGACACGGACGGAUCCUGCGAGAAGGGACGGAAGAAAGGGUCCGGCCCGGUAGAGGUGCAGAUGUGCCAGUCCAUCCUGCCUUGCCAUGCAAACCACCAGGGAGAACUGGGUGCGGGACAGCUGCUGAAGUGGAUGGACACUAUCGCCUGUCUGGCAGCUGAAAGACAUGCAGGAAUGGCGUGUGUAACGGCUUCCAUGGAUGAUAUCCAGUUUGAAGAGACCGUAAGGGUUGGGCAGGUUAUCAAUAUCAAAGCCAGAGUAAACAGGGCUUUCAACACAAGUAUGGAGGUAGGCAUCUAUGUAACUGUACAGGAGGUGCUCACCGGGGUCACCAAGAGGGUUUGUGUGGCCUUCUCCACGUUUGUUGCCAAACCAACAGGAACACACAAGGUGUCUCUGAAACCCUUAGACAUUCAGGGCUCUGUUGAGGAAAUGCUGGAAUAUUCACUAGCUUCAGAGAGACGACGACUCCGUCUCUACAAUGAAGAGGCCUUCAAGAACCUCAUGAAGGACUAUUACAACCUUCAAGAUAGGGGACUGUGUAGCAGGAAGCCCAUCACGCCUGUGGUGUCCACUGAGCUCAUGCGGGUCGAGAGCAUCGAGCUGGUGCUGCCACCACAUGCCAAUCACCAUGGAAACACAUUUGGAGGACAGAUCAUGGCCUGGAUGGAGAACGUAGCUACAGUAGCAGCCAGUCGUUUGUGUGGCUACUAUCCUUCUCUCGGAGCUGUGGACAUGUUUCGUUUCCGAGGUCCGUCCAGUGUCGGUGACAGACUGGUGUUCAAAGCGAUGGUCAAUAAUGCCUUUCAGACCAGUGUGGAGGUGGGUGUUCGGGUGGAGGCGUAUAACUGUGAGGAGUGGAAUGAGGGAACACCAAGACACAUCAAUAGUGCCUCCAUGAUUUAUUACAUCCCAGGACGUGAUGGUGAGAAACAGAGGUUUCCUGACGUCACCUACACAACUCUUGAUGGAGAAAGACGAUUUAUUGGUGCUAUUGUCAGGAAGAGAAUUCGCAUGGCCAGAAAACACAUUUUGUACUCAAAAGACGAGGGACCAAUUUCUGUGCCUUGGGACAGAAGUAAUCAGGUGUAUUUGGGAUAUAACAACGUGGCGGCUCUCACAGUCUUAGCUGGAAAGCGAGGCUGGGAGGCCAGUAACAUCAACGAUAAGUUAGGAGUCUAUGUGCAUGAGGAGGCAGAUAUGCUGUGCUUAAAAGUUGAAAUGAAGGUCAAAACGACGGCUUUUCAUGCUUUCUUGCUGCUCACUGACCUGCAGUUACGGCCACAGUGGGACAAAAACUAUUUGAGCUGUGAAGAGGUUGAGAAAGCAGAUGAAGAGGAAACUAUUUAUCACAUUAAAUGCACCACAGUCAACGGAAGCAAAAGUCGGGACUUUGUGGUUUUGUUGUCUAAAAGGCAACCCUGCAAAGAUGGAGACCCGUAUGUCGUAGCGCUCCGGUCAGUCACCGUGGCAACAGUUCCACCGGAUGAGAACUGUAUUCGGAGCGAAGUUAAAUGUGCAGGAUUCCUCGUUCAUGAAAUAGGCUAUUCAACAUGCAAGGUGUCGUACUACAACCAGGUGACUUCUGGAGUUCUGCCCUAUGUGGAGGGAAACUUAGCUGGCUGGUCCAAAUCUAUGGAGGAGACGGCGAUGUCCUGUGUGGCAUUUCUGGAGCAGGAUUUGCUGAUCACACAGUUCUGAUGCACACACGUUUCGCAAUUCUACAACAGUUACUUAAAGGGGUCAUCGGAUGCUAAAUUCACUUUUUCAUGUUGUUUGAACAUUAAUGUGUGUUGGCAGUGUAUGUACAAAUCUACCCUAUAAUGAUAAAAAUCCAUGCAGUGGUUUUUAAUUAAUCUGUAAAAAUAAUAUCCCCUUGUUCAAAUCAAGCCAUUCUCAGAUGCCUGUCAUUGUGCCGUCACACCGACAGAGGCCGCGCCCACAACAGUUGAUUGACAUGAGCUCUUACCUCAGACCAGCUGUUACAGUCCAGUAACUUUCCAUGUUUUGAAGCCAGAGCAGGGACGUAAGUUAGACAAGAAUAUCUCUGAUUGAGGUGUUGUGUUGCUGGAUGUAAUAAUGAACAUAGUGGUCGUCAUUUACUCCCGACAUCUGAGCCGCUGAACAUGCAGUAGAUUAUGUUUGUUUGUGAAGGGAAUGCGCCUCCUGAUCUACAUAUAUCCAUCUAUGUUCGCGCGAAUCAUUCAUGAUCCAGCUUCACUUACAGCAGAAGUGAGUAUAAGUGUUUUUUUAUGAAUCUUUGCGAUCGCCUUUCCUUACAACGUGGUAGUUAGGAAGUUUAGCGGCUAAACGCAGCUAAAUGCGGCUAAUGUUAACAAGACUGUCUUCCCACAGAGAGAAGAGAGGGGCGGGGCAAGCAGAGCUCAUUUGCAUUAAAAGGAACAACCCCUUAGAAUGAGAUGAUUUUUGCAGAGCUGAUUUUGGCAAGGAAAAAAGGGUGUUGUUUUACAAAACUAUUGAGAAUUUUUCAUCAAAGUAUAUUAGAGACUUUUCAUUAAGACCCUAAAGAAUCAUAUCAACUUGUGGAAAAUGGGCAUCCGAUGACCCCUUUAAAAAAAAAAAAAAAAAAAAAAAAAUAUAUAUAUAUAUAUAUAUAUAUAUAUAUAUAAAAUCAAUUAUAGCAUUGCAUGUAUUUUUAAAGACCCAUUUACACCAAGAAUGAUAACUAUAAAGCCAACUAAAAUGAUAUCUAUAUUAGAUAUUAAGAAUUAUAGUUGUAGUGUGGAUUUCGCUAUUCUCAUAGAAUUUUACAGUAUAUAUUUUGUAGUGUCUAUGGUGUCGACAGGUUUGAAGGCUGCUAAAAAAACCCAUUAAUAUCUAUGGAACAAUAUGCAUCAUAUGACUAAACGUGCGUUAUCAUUUUCACAGUCCACACUCUUAAAAGUUUCUUUAUAAAGCUCACUGGAAACAAUGCUGCCUCAAUGAAUGUAGACACGACCUGCAGUUAUUUCAACAAGAACUGAGGUCACGAUAACAUUUGUGACAAUUAAAAAAUAAUGAAUAUUGUCAAUUACAGCAUUGCAAGUAGAUCUUAACCUUAUGUGUCUAAGUUUUGCAUUUACAGUAAGCUUAGAACAGAAGACAAAAGUCAAAGAUUUAUGUGUAAACAAUUAAAUUAUUAAAGAAUACAGUCGUCAGAUUGUUGUAGAUAUGUAGCUAUUUUGACGAAAGUGACAUGCAGUUGUAUUUCGAUGUCAAAUUAAAAUGAAUUACCAUUGUAUUAUCAAGGGUUCAAAAGAAAGAGAGUGCUAAAACCCAAAUUCAGUUUGAGAAACCUGUAGUAGUAAUUAUUUACAUUUUAUCAGUCGGGACGGAUUUUGCGGUUAUUUGUUUAUAUACGUCAUUCGUCUGUGCGUGUCACGUCAUGUCCAUACAUAAAGAAAAGUAGCUCGACUUAAGAUGAAAGUUACAACGAACGAGAAAAACUCACUAGGAACUGCUCAAAACAGCAAUAGCAAAACAUAUACUGUAUAUAUUUAUUUGCCCUUCUACUCUGAUAAGACAUCGCAUUUAUAACCCUGUUAAAACCGCAGUUACCCACGUCGACUAGCAGCGGGAAAAUACAAAAUAAUGUUCUAGUGCAAAAUGCUUGCAGAUUUAAUUUUAACCGCUAGAGGGCCAAAAGUUAUGCCAAACACACUUAACACUCUUCUAUAGAGUAUAUUUGUACAAAGGUAUCUUGUAAA
Labeo rohita (rohu) is the source of this 3968-nucleotide messenger RNA. Its product is annotated as acetyl-coenzyme A thioesterase. Gene Ontology annotation, molecular function: acetyl-CoA hydrolase activity; lipid binding. Lineage: Eukaryota; Metazoa; Chordata; Actinopteri; Cypriniformes; Cyprinidae. Bases 232 to 1962 code for a protein of 576 amino acids. The record is from RefSeq and is a predicted model, not a curated record. The transcript has 15 exons. Gene Ontology annotation, cellular component: extracellular exosome.